Molecule: messenger RNA, 5023 nt
Organism: Neomonachus schauinslandi (Hawaiian monk seal)
Lineage: Eukaryota; Metazoa; Chordata; Mammalia; Carnivora; Phocidae
Gene: GRHL2
Product: grainyhead like transcription factor 2
Exons: 16
Coding region: 320-2197 (625 amino acids)
Biological process (GO): brain development; regulation of transcription by RNA polymerase II; neural tube development
Cellular component (GO): nucleus
Molecular function (GO): DNA-binding transcription activator activity, RNA polymerase II-specific; RNA polymerase II cis-regulatory region sequence-specific DNA binding
Source: RefSeq, a predicted model, not a curated record
UGUGGCCGCCCAAGUCCUCCACUUUCUGCUCUGUGGCUGCCCAUUGCCACGAUCCCGGAGGACUCCGUGCCGCCCCGCCGCCUCCGAGCUCGGGCCCCAUGUGAGGGGCCCCCCCUUAUCCCACCUUUCCGGCUAGGUGAGGGCGCGAGCGGGCGAGCGAGCGAGAGUGGUGAGGGGGGACGGAAAAGCAGAAUUACCUGUAGCUCUUGUUCUGCCAUCUCGGGCGCUCUCACACACCUUCACCUGCACAGACUUGAAAGUCCAGUUUCACCAGAGGCUGAGGCUCCAGGAAAAGGGGAGCGAGUUCAUUGGAUCAAACAUGUCACAAGAGUCGGACAAUAAUAAACGACUGGUGGCCUUAGUGCCCAUGCACAGUGACCCCCCGUUCAAUACCCGAAGAGCCUACACCAGUGAGGAUGAAGCCUGGAAGUCAUAUUUGGAGAAUCCCCUGACGGCGGCCACCAAGGCGAUGAUGAGCAUUAAUGGUGAUGAGGACAGUGCUGCUGCCCUGGGCCUGCUGUAUGACUACUACAAGGUUCCUCGAGACAAGAGGCUGCUAUCUGUAAGCAAAGCAAGUGACAGCCAAGAAGAGCAGGAUAAAAGAAACUGUCUUGGCACCAGUGAAGCCCAGAGUAAUUUGAGUGGAGGAGAAAACCGAGUGCAGGUCCUAAAGACUGUUCCAGUGAACCUUUCCCUAAAUCAAGACCACCUGGAGAAUUCGAAACGGGAACAGUACAGCACAAACAUCUCUGAGAGCCCAGCCAUCAUCCCCGUAUCAGGAAUCACAGUGGUGAAAGCUGAAGAUUUUACACCCGUUUUCAUGGCCCCACCCGUGCACUAUCCCCGGGGAGACGGUGAGGAGCAACGUGUGGUUAUCUUUGAACAGACUCAGUAUGGCGUGCCCUCCAUGGCCAGCCACAGCACCUACCUCAAGGAUGACCAGCGCAGCACCCCAGACAGCACUUACAGCGAGAGCUUCAAGGAUGGAACCACAGAGAAAUUCCGGAGUGCUUCAGUUGGGGCUGAGGAGUACAUGUAUGACCAGACAUCAAGUGGCACAUUUCAGUACACCCUGGAAGCCACCAAAUCUCUGCGUCAGAAGCAGGGGGAGGGCCCCAUGACCUACCUCAACAAGGGACAGUUCUAUGCCAUAACGCUCAGCGAGACUGGGGACAACAAAUGCUUCCGACACCCAAUCAGCAAAGUCCGGAGCGUGGUAAUGGUGGUCUUCAGUGAAGACAAAAACCGAGAUGAACAGCUGAAAUACUGGAAGUACUGGCACUCCCGGCAGCAUACGGCAAAGCAGAGGGUCCUUGACAUUGCUGAUUACAAGGAGAGCUUUAAUACGAUUGGCAACAUCGAGGAGAUUGCAUAUAAUGCUGUUUCCUUCACCUGGGACGUGAACGAAGAGGCGAAGAUUUUCAUCACUGUGAAUUGCCUGAGUACAGAUUUCUCCUCCCAGAAAGGGGUGAAAGGACUUCCUUUGAUGAUUCAGAUUGAUACGUACAGUUAUAAUAAUCGUAGCAAUAAACCCAUUCAUAGAGCUUACUGCCAGAUCAAGGUCUUCUGCGACAAAGGAGCAGAAAGGAAAAUCCGAGACGAAGAGAGGAAGCAGAACAGGAAGAAGGGGAAAGGCCAGGCCUCCCAAACCCCCUGCAACAACUCCUCUGAUGGGAAGUUGGCGGCGAUACCUUUACAGAAGAAGAGUGACAUCACCUACUUCAAAACGAUGCCUGACCUGCACUCACAGCCGGUCCUCUUCAUACCUGAUGUUCACUUUGCAAACCUGCAGAGGACGGGACAGGUGUAUUACAACACGGAUGAUGAACGAGAAGGCAGCAGUGUCCUUGUUAAACGGAUGUUCAGGCCCAUGGAAGAGGAAUUUGGUCCAGCACCUUCUAAGCAGAUGAAAGAAGAAGGGAUGAAGCGAGUGCUGCUGUAUGUGCGGAAGGAGACGGACGAUGUGUUCGACGCUUUGAUGUUGAAAUCCCCCACUGUGAAGGGCCUGAUGGAAGCGAUAUCUGAGAAGUAUGGGCUGCCUGUGGAGAAGAUCACAAAGCUUUACAAGAAAAGCAAAAAAGGCAUCUUGGUGAACAUGGACGACAACAUCAUUGAGCACUACUCGAAUGAGGACACCUUCAUUCUCAACAUGGAGAGCAUGGUGGAAGGCUUCAAGAUCACACUCAUGGAAAUCUGAGCCCUGCUCUCGGCCUCCCCUCGGCAGGGGCCCUGGGUGCCUUCCUUCCCAGUAGAGACAGAGACCCCGGCCUGGAACCCAGGCACCCACCUCCCCCACCUCACAACCACUGUUACAGACUGUGCUGGGAGCCGGGUGAGACACGGAGCCCAUUCCUUACCAGUGUGUUUGGCCCAUCCACUGACUCCUACUGGAGCCGAAGCCUGAGCCCCUCAGGAAGGUGUGCUGGGCUGGUCAGACACUUAUUUAUUGUCCACCUGGUUCUGGAGCCCGGGGUACCAGGCCCGCUAGGACGCUGCAGGACACUGCUGGCCCCAGAUGAGACCGUCCAGAGCCCUCCCCUUCCAAGGGAAACACAGCCAAUCCGCUCGCUCCGAGGAGCCUGAGCACGUCUGGGUCCUUCUGCUUCACCUCCGCCUCUCCUGAGUGGCUGGACCGAACGGGCUCUGCCGCUGCGGUAGUCUGCGGGGGCCAGAGGUGGACGCCGCUUCCUGGUCAGAAAGCUGCAGGUCGCCCCGGGGAAGGCCAUCUUGCUAAGCACCUCCCGGGGUUUCCAGCGAGUGGCCCCCGGGCCUUGUACAGGAAGACGUUCCGCUCCGCUGUAAUUAGUAACCCAGAAGGUAUGCCUGGCUUUCCUGUACAUAGUGUUUAUAAUAUGGCAAUAAUAUAUUUUACCUGUAGUACGUGGGCAUGUUUACUGCCGCUGGCCUUGGGGAGACACGGAGCCAGGACUCCGCCUCUGUGCUGUGCAGGAGGCGCCCCGGGUAGGGAAGUGGCCUCCGGGGCGCCGGGAAGGACGCUCGGGGGGGGGGGCGCGCCCGCCCCGUGGGCCGCGGCACUUGUCUCGCGCUGAUGCCCGGCCUGGCCGUGCGAGCCGCCUGGGCCGUGGCGGAGGUCAGAGUGCCGCGGGGAGCUUGGCGGAGAGCCUGCGGGGCGCUCUGCUGGGGCCCGCUGCAGAACUCCUUGGUGAUCGUGAGGGCCUGGCCCCUGUGGAGUGCCUCACGGUUUACAAGUGCAUCCUUCGUCUCAAGUGGCUCCCCUAGAAGCCGACCGCAGCCCUGCGAGCCGUGCCCGCAGCUUAGCUCCGGAUCCACAGGCCGGCGCUGCUUCCCGCGGCCGCCUCUGCUCCGGGCUGCCGGGUGGGGGUGCCGAGGGCUGGGGGAGCGCCCCCAGAGCGCUCUGGCUCUUCUGCAGGCAGCCUCCCGAGGAGGACUGGGAGGGAGAAGGUCCCGUCCUCCCGCACAUGCCUUGGGAGACCAAGAGGAGAAAAAACGCUUCCCUAAACCAUCACGGAAUGAUGAGGCGUCCUGGGCUGCUGUCCUCUUUGAAGGGACAGGUAGGUGGUCUUGGGCUUUGCAUUCACCCUCGUGGGCUGAAGCACCAGCCUUUUGGUAGCCAGACGUGUCCUCCACCCAAGGUCCUGCACUGGGACAGGUUCUAUGUAUGGGCCUCGAUUUGUUUGCGAAGCACUUUGAUAUCUUACCUGGGGGGCUCUCUCUCCAAGGCCUCCCUGCCUCCCACCCCGUCUGGCCCUGAGGCCCAGAGCAGGACGGAAGGGCUGUUUUCAGCCCAGCUGUCUCUCCUUGAGGCUGCAGAGGAUUUGAAUGGGAUGGAGAGCAGGGGCCGCACCUAGGGAGAUGCGGGGUGGUGGUGAGGGGGCAUCUUUCUGUGUGUCUUCUGGACACCUUACCCCUUCCCGUGGUGCCAAAGGUUUGCAUCCUGGAUUCAGUUCUGCUCCAGCCUGUUCCCUCCUCCCCCACUGUGACUGCCAUGCCCUGGACCAGCAGCUUGGGAACCCUCCUGGGUACUGACACGGCUGUGUUCUAUGAUGGACACAUUCAGUGUUGGAAAUAGGUGAUGUACUAUGCACUACCCGUGCUCCUUGCCUCAGGGGUGGGCUCAAACAUGAUUGGCAGACGAAAUGGCAAAUACUAUUGGGCUGGGGCAUAGACUCCAGAGCUGGGAAAAGGUAAAAUUUUGGGCAGUCUGACACAGGUUACGCUACCCUUCUUUCUCUAGGCUCUGUGGGAAAAUGUUUGCCUGUCCCGCCCUAGGCCGAGAGUGACUCAGAGAUGCUUUGCAUUUGUUUCCGGCCCUUGAGCAACCACUGGGGUGACCCUUACCCACCAGAACCAAGACUGAGGCCAGUGCCACUGAAGGGUGGUGCAGAGCAUCACCUGCCAUCUGAUCUGCCCCCCCCACCUGUCCCCUCAGCAUUCUCAGAGUGCCCGUGGCUUAGCGUGGAUGUGUCCUCCACCGUGAACAUCAGCAGAGCUUCAAUGAGCACAAUUUUCUGAGCAGAAACACUCUAGAAAGAUAGGAAAAACUGCCUCCUCUUUUGUCCCUCAAAUUAAUCACACUCAAAUAAAUAUGCUUUUUAAAAAAAUCCAUGUAAGAUGAGGGAGAUGUAAAACAAGUAUUUUUCAUAUAUAUACACCCAAGUUGCUUAGACUUAACAGGUGUUUGGAAAUUGGGACCAACAGAAAAAUGCAGUCAGAUGUCAUCUUGGACUUGGAUCCUAAAAGACUAAGCCCAGAAACUUAGGAAGCGUGAAAUGAAUCAAACAUUUAUUUUCCUUCUUAUUUAAAAUUAGGAAAGUGCAACAGAAACAGAGGGUUUGUGCCAAAUUCUGUGAACGGCCCUUUCUUAAAAACAAGCAAGGGAGAUUGAUAGAUGGACAAUUUGCUCUCGUGUUUUUUUUAAAAAAAGGCAAAUGUAACUUAAUAGUUUUGUAAAUGGGAGAGGGGGAAUCUAUAAACUAUAAAUACAGUUAUUUUAUUUUUUGUACAUUUUUAAGAAGAAAAAAAUAAAUAUUCAUAAUGUCAG